This is a messenger RNA of Durusdinium trenchii, 2397 nucleotides long. Lineage: Eukaryota; Dinophyceae; Suessiales; Symbiodiniaceae. The record is from the annotation of a GenBank genome assembly.
AUGGUGGCACCCCUUGGCACAUUUGCGCGUCCUUUGCAUGUGGCCAUGCCAUGUGUGGGAAUAGACGGAUGUGGAACGGCCUUGAAGCUGAUGUCGGUUCCCUUUGUGGCAAACAAUGUCAUGGACAUAGAAGGCAGGUAUGAAGAAUACUUGACCCAACACCUUGGCCAAUCCAAUCUGCACCUUGGCCCAACAAAGGGCGAUGUCAAUUCCAUUUCCCUCCAGGGAUUGGAAAGGCCAGUGGACAUGAUCGCCUCAGGGCCACCAUGCCCGCCCUGGGCGGGCAAUGGUAAACAUGAGGGGCAAGCAGACGCUCGGUCUACAGUGUUCUUGUCGGUUGUAAAGAUGAUCCUAGGAUUCAUCAAGGCUGGCGAGUUGAAAGCAGCAGUAUUAGAGAACGUAAGAGGCAUUCAGUCAAAGCAACGGGGAGCAUCUGAAUCCUUCAUCCACAAACUCGUCUAUAUACUCCAACAACAGGUUCCGGAGUUUCAUUGGGAGGUCGUGGAGCUUCAGGCGGCAAGCUACAUGCUUGCCCAGCAAAGGGGACGCAUCUUUUUGAGGGGCCUGAGGACAUCCAUUGCGCCCCAAGUUCCAACGCCACUGAGUCCAUUUGGAAAUCGCACCCUCCAGGAGUUCUUAGAUGAGUCCCUCCCAUGCAUCGACCGCAAUUCCUUGACGGCCUGCAUGCAGAAGAAUCUCAUGGGCGCAGAAGUUGUAAUGAAGCAAAUGCUGACAGAUGGGAAAGUGGAGCCCACAGACCUUUUGGUCUUUCCACUAGAUCGAGCUGAUGGUAAGGUGUAUCAGCGCAGGUAUUCCAUCAACCUGGUACCAACCCUUACCACCACGAACAAAUACUUGUUUGUAGCAUCUUUGGAUUUUCACAGAAAGGACGCCAAGCGCAAGUGCUUUCGCUUCUUGCAUCCCUCAGAGAGGAUGGUGUUGCAGGGCUUUUCAAAGGAUGUGCUUGAUGGCUGCCCUGAUUCCUUGAGAGUUCAGGGGUCUGGCAACGCCUGCCCUGUACCGUUGCUGACGGCAGUUCUACAUCCUAUCCUUGAAGCCAUUCGGCCAACCAUCAAGUCAGCAAUUCCUGCAGGCGGCAGCUUGACUUGUGCUGCAGCAACAGCUGCCUGUGCGAAGUUUGAUCUUUAUAUGGAGGAGUGCGCGCAGAGUAUGUCUGGCCCUUUGACAAAUGCUUUGGCCAAAAGAUCCAUGAAAGUUGCAAAGCCUAUGAAAUCCGCUCCAAAACGAAUAAAGGCUGCAAAACCGAUGAAGGCUCCAAAAUCGACGAAGGCCACCAAGAAGAAGAGCCCUCAGAAGCAUAGCAAAAACACCAAGAAGAGGCUUACAGACAUGCUUGGUUUCCUCACCACGUUGAGAGGCCUUAAGUCUGAUGCAGACUCCAUUGACACCCAAAAGAGGCUGCUCAAUGCUUGUUUGGUGGAUGUACGGCAAAGUCCAGGUUUUUCAGCCAGUGAUGGCAAGAAGAUGUUGGAGGAGGUUCGAUCUGCGACGAUUCCUGAUUGGAUGAGAGAUGAAAUACUACAGUGCGUACAGGACAUGGUUGUUUCAGGUGUUGGUGGAGAGAAAGAACGUAAGGGCAGAGUGCCUAUGCAAAGGAACCUUCACCUGUACAAUUACUUUACGCAGGAUGAGUGGGACAGUUUGGGAAACAGCUGCAACACCCUCGACACCAAACUACAGGUGGUGAGUAAGCGGUGUGGUUUGAUUGGCCUUACAGCUCCGGCGGAGACCACAUACGUCCUUGCAGUGUCCAUCAUCAUCAUGGCUUGCCACAAGGGCCAGCCCGAAGAUUUUGUCAUCGAUGCUCAGAAAACAUUUGGGAUGCUCAAAGAUUUGAAGAAAGAUGAGAAUGUGAAAGAAUUUAUGAUGAUGCAAAUGUUUGAGCACAUGAUGUCGCGCCACAACAAAAGUCAUGUGACACCACAGGUUGUGCAAAUGCUGCCUUCCAAGAGGAAACCCCUCGCCUUGCAAGAUCAACCUGCGGAAACUUCACCAGAGAAAGCUGAAGAGACUGCAGAAAAGGAAGAAGCAAAGGAAGAGGCACCAGCUGCCAAGAAAAACUGUUUGGGCGCAACGCCAGAAAUGAAAUGCAUUGAGGACAUGGCCGCGAUGGUUGAAGAGCAGCUGAAAAAGAACAAGGUGAAAACCAAGAAGGGCACCAAAAAGGAGCUGUCCCAACUCCAGUUUUUGGGCACCAAAGCCAGAGCUCCAAUUAAGCUGGAAAAUGUGACCAUUUACACGUGUCCAAACAGCUCGAGUUGGCGUGUGAAAAAGAACGACGAGAAGAAGGACAAGGCUUUCAGUUGGAAGGCCAAUGACCCAGAGACCACCUGGGCUCGCGUGGUGGCACACGUGAAGAAGCUGGGGGUGAAGUAG